ACUAUCGAACGGUUGCGCGGGCAACGCAAACGAACUCCAAACAAACAAAUUGAACAACUCAUCGUUCGAUUGCACGAAGAAUUUGCACAGAUAUAAGAAUUUUCACUUUAUAUUCGCUUGCGUGUAUCAUAAGAUAUAAAAAUCGGAGAAAUACAUGAAUUGCGAGUACAAUGUACAAAGUAGAUGCCGUAAGCACGCUGUGCGAAGCCGUGGAGCCCGGCGUUAUAACUCGAAGUUUACUUGUUUCUUUGGCGAUCGAUCAGGGGCCGAAAAAAGAAGCAGGUAGAUUGUUCCUUCAGGAUGGAAUUGAAUUGGACAAGUUGAAGGAAAUUCGCAUUGAAUUUCUUAAUAUUUUGAAUAUUGAUUAUCUCUGGCUAUUAAAAACUCUGGUCAAAUUGUCGCUGUCUUACAAUGUUAUCGAAAAAAUCGAGAAUUUGGAUGAACUUAUCAAUUUGAAGGAAUUGAAUCUCUCAUUUAAUCGAAUUAAAGUUAUGGAGAAUUUGAAUAAUUUAAGCCAACUGGAAAUUCUUCUUUUAUACAGCAAUGAGAUCUCUGUUGUAGAAAACAUAGACAAUUUAAAGAAGUUGACCAUUUUAAAUAUUGGUAAAAACAAGAUUGAAGACUGGGAUCAUAUCAAAUAUUUGCGCAAUUUUAAACUGCUUAAGAGUUUAAAUACAUGGGAAAAUCCUUGCGCUGAAACGAACGGAUAUUUGGAUUAUCUCGUUGCAUUUUUGCCACAAUUACUUUAUUAUCAAUACAAAAUGAUAUCUGAAAGUACACGCCAGUCUGCUAUUGAUAAGCAUUAUCGUGUGAUUAGUAAUCUUGAAGAAGCCGAGGCAAAGACGCAAGAAGAAGCAGUAUUACAACAGCAACUUGAACAUAAAGUUUUAAUGCUGUCUGCAGCAUAUGUAGAGUAUCUUGAUGAAGAUCAACUUUUUCAACAAAUGUUUUUAGCCGACGAAGUUGGUACGAAAUUAUCCACAAUAAAUAAAAAUAUUCAGAAUGAGUUUGAGAAGUACAAGAAUUCUUUUACCACAAUAUGCCACAAAUUAUACGAGUUUGGUUUGGAAGAGCAUGAAAAGAGAACUGAAGAAAUAAGAUUAUUUAAAUCUGCGGUUGAUAAAGGCAAAGAAAAUACACAAAACGAAUCGAGAAGGAUUGUAGACGAAGUAUUUGAAAAAAAGACUGAAAUAUUUGUAAACAUGAAAGAUGUAAUAGAAACUCUGAUAGAAGACCAAGAGGCAACAACCGACACUACUGACAUCACUACGAAAGCAAGAAAAAUAUUUGCUGAAUUUAACAAUUUAAUAUCUAGAGCGCAGACGCAAUUAAUGGCUAAAGAAAUCACAUUACAUGAUCAGAUAGAAGACAUAAAUAAAGUUUUCUGUAUUAACAUGACGGACAUGAUCAAUUUGUUUCUGGAGACUGCUCGAGAACAUUUUUCUCUAUUACAAAACGCAGAGAUUGAAUAUAAUCAUGUUAUAAAUGAACUGAUUUUACAUCAUUCAAGUAGUAUUGAAGAUGAAGUGAAGAUAUCAGAUAAUCUGAAAGAUUUGUAUAGCGAUAAAGAUACUACAAUUGCCAUUCUUGCCGCUUCACACACUAAACGUCUACAAGUUGUAAAUGAUCGGGAGAAGCGCAUGAUAAAUCGACUUAGUAACUGGUUCAAAGACUACACCAACCAGUUAGUCGUGGAUGAAAAUAAAAGACAUCGUCAGCAGAUACUAGAAAUAUCACAUUUUUUUGAAUUUCAACGACAAGAAUUUAAUUCAAUAGGCAUACCGCAACACUUAGAUCUAACAAACAUCGAUUUGAAUACCGAUGUUACGGUAGAAAUUUAAUACCUGAUAGUUUAUUUCUUACAAUGAAUAAAAUUCAGAAAAUGAGUGUGUUA
Pseudomyrmex gracilis is the source of this 1894-nucleotide messenger RNA. Its product is annotated as dynein regulatory complex subunit 3-like. The record is from RefSeq and is a predicted model, not a curated record. Lineage: Eukaryota; Metazoa; Arthropoda; Insecta; Hymenoptera; Formicidae. Gene Ontology annotation, molecular function: protein binding. The transcript has 9 exons. Bases 171 to 1841 code for a protein of 556 amino acids.